Molecule: messenger RNA, 4296 nt
Organism: Alexandromys fortis (reed vole)
Lineage: Eukaryota; Metazoa; Chordata; Mammalia; Rodentia; Cricetidae
Gene: Setdb2
Product: SET domain bifurcated histone lysine methyltransferase 2
Exons: 14
Coding region: 577-2655 (692 amino acids)
Biological process (GO): heterochromatin organization; negative regulation of gene expression
Cellular component (GO): nucleus
Molecular function (GO): zinc ion binding; DNA binding; histone H3K9 methyltransferase activity
Source: RefSeq, a predicted model, not a curated record
CUCGCUGUGGGUUCGCGUGUCCCCGGUAGAAGGGAGGACGUCUCUUGGCGGGAGUGUCAGGGUGUCGCGGUGUGCGGGGCGCGCUGCGGGUCCGCCCGGCUGUCCCUGCGCGUGCGGGAGGCUCGCAGUCCCGGUAGCUGAGGCGGCCCGGUUCCCGAGCAGCUCGGCUGUAACGGGCUGUGGGCGGCGGAGUGCAGCGUGAAACGCCGGAGCCGGACUCGGAGGGUGACUAAAGGCAGAUCCGUCCGUUCCACAGGAUGUUUCAUGCAUUUGUGGACCAGAGCAUAGGAUUAAUUUUCCUAUUUGAAAAGACAGUGCCAGUGGUCCUGCUGCAGCUGCCAGUUUGGCGUUGACGAGGAUGCUGUGCCUGUCCUGCUUGGACUCGUCGUCAUUCUGAAAGUCUUUUCAAGCACAGCUUCUGUUUGAAAACUCAAGUAUCAAAGAAUAUUAGGUAAUGGCGUAGCGACACUGUUUGAGUUCAUAGAGACUCCGUCUGGACUCCAGUAUACUCUCCAAUCAAAUUGGUUCUCUUGGUUCACUGAGUUUUGAAGAAUUUUAUGUACGUAACAGCAAAAGAUGGGAGAAAGAAAUGGUGAUGCAAGGACUUUCUGGCUGGAGCUACAAGAUGAUGGUAAAGUGGACUUUAUGUUUGAAAAAACACAAGAUGUGCUACUGUCUCUGAAAAAGAAGAUAAAAGAUGGGUCUGCCACAAAUAAAGACUAUGUCCAAGCAAUGAUUCUGGUAAAUGAAGCAACUAUAAGGAACAGUACAGCAAAGGAUCAUAUACCUGUGACUCAGACUGAGCAGGAACACAGAUCAAAUGCAUUUCCCUCCGCAUCAUGUGAGAACUUUCCUGAGGACUGUACCACUCUGUCUCCAGGACAGAAAGCACUCCUGCCUGCGAACAGUAAGGCUGCAGACCCGGGGGAGAAGGAAUGCCCUUUGAGCGUGUCUUUCCAGAGCCACGUCUGCUCCCGUGCUUGUCUGCUGGAAACACCGCCGUCCUUGAAGGGACAAAACCCUCUGCAGCGACCAAUCAGAUGUCACUUCCAAAGACGACAUGCAAAGACAAAUUCUCAUUCUUCUGCCCUCCACGUGAAUUAUAAAACGCCCUGUGGACGGAGCCUGCGGAACAUGGAGGAAGUUUUCCAUUACCUCAUUGAGACAGAGUGUACCUUUUUAUUCACAGACAACUUUUCCUUCAAUACUUACGUUCAGUUGACUCGGAAUCACCCAAAGCAAGAUGAAGUUGUUUCUGAUGUGGAUAUUAGUAACGGAAUGGAACCAGUGCCGAUUUCCUUCUGUAAUGAAGUAGACAGUAGGAAACUCCCACAGUUUAAGUACAGAAGGACAGUGUGGCCCCGAGCAUGUUAUCUAAACUCUUCCAGCAUGUUUUCUGUUUCAUGUGACUGUUCUGAGGGCUGCAUAGACAUACAAAAAUGUGCAUGUCUUCAGUUGACAGCAAAGAAUGCCAAAGCAUGUUCCUUGUCGCCUGAUGGAGUAUGUACUGGAUAUAAUUAUAAAAGACUGCAGAGACUUAUACCUACUGGCAUUUAUGAAUGCAACCUGUUGUGCAAGUGUAGCCGUCAGUUGUGUCAAAACCGAGUCGUCCAGCAUGGUCCCCAGGUGAGGCUGCAGGUGUUUAAAAGUGAGAAGAAGGGCUGGGGAGUGCGCUGCCUGGAUGACAUCGACAGAGGGACAUUUGUGUGCAUUUAUUCAGGAAGAUUACUAAGCAGAGCCACUCCUGAGAAAACCAAUACUGAUAAAAACAGAAGAGAACAACAAAACCAUAUGGAAAAUGAGCUUUCCAAAAAGAGGAAAAUAGAAGUUGCAUGUUCAGAUUGUGAGACACAACCUAGCAGUCCUAAAAUGGAGCAAUGUUCUCUUAAGUUUAGCAGUGAUCUCAGAGAGCCUGUAAUAGAAAUGAACUGUAGAAAUAUUUCAAAAACUCAGCGUCACUCAGCCAUCAAAAGUCCUAAGUCGAAGAAAGCUACUUUUCACUGCAAUGAGAAAGACAUGGGUUUUGUUUCUUCAGAGUCUACCGCCCCUGAAGAUAAGAAUGGAUUUAAGUCAGCUCCGGAACACCUAAACUCUAAAGCUAGAGCUCACGAGGACUUAAGUUCAAACCAAGUUGGUUACUCCGAAGACGGACAGCUGGUUGAAUCAGACGUGAUAGAUACAACUAGAAGUCGAGAAGACACUUCACCGGAGGGCAGGUGGAAGCACGUAGCCACGGUGAAUAAUGAGAAAACGGAAAAGGUGCUUGAGGUUCCAGUCAAGUCCCGAGAAGAAGAACCUGCAGCCUCUCACAGUCAGCCGGGCUUCUGUGAUGAAGAGUUGCCAAAUGAAAGGACGGAGACUCUGUCACCUUCUGUAAUGAGCCUCGGUAAAGAGAAUGUGUUCCUCUUGGAUGCUUCAAAAGAAGGAAAUGUGGGCCGCUUCCUUAAUCAUAGUUGUUCCCCGAAUCUCUGUGUACAGAAUGUUUUUGUAGAAACACACGACAGGAAUUUUCCACUGGUCGCCUUCUUUACCAACAGGUAUGUGAAAGCAAGAACAGAACUGACAUGGGAUUAUGGUUAUGAAGCUGGGACCGUGCCUGAAAAGGAAAUCCUCUGCCAGUGUGGGGUUAAUAAGUGUCGGAAAAAAAUAAUAUAACCUUGUCUUGACUGUCUCUCGUCAAGCUGGAACUACAUCAGUUGUCAAUGAAAUCAUGGUUGAUUCUUUGGUUUCACUUGCUCAGGGUAUUCAUGUUUUAUAUCUAAUUUUCUACAACGUAGGUCAAAACAAAAUAAGGACACUUUGAUAUGCAUCAAGUAGCACUUGUUAUUGUUACUUUACUUGAUUAGAAUGUAAAUAAUAUUUUAUGUACAUUCAUUAUAUAAUUUAUAACUUUCUAGUUUAUAUAUUUAGACAAAAAUUACAAUAGAAUUUGUAUGUUUCUAAAUUGUUUUUGUGAUUUGUUUUGUUUUUUUGAGGCAAGGUUUCUCUGUAACUUUGGCUGUGUUGGAACUAGCUCUUGUAGAACAGGCUGGUCUCAAACUCACAGAGAUCCGCCUGUUUCUACCUCCCGAAUGCUAGGAUUAAAGGCAUGUGCCACUACCAUGCCGUGUGUGUGUGUGUCUGUGUGUGUGUGUGUGUUGUGUAUGUGUGUGUGUUGCCCCAAAGGACAAAAUUUUACAUCUUUAAACCUACAAAGUUGAUGUUAAAUUCCUGACAGUUCACUGACCAUUAUGAACUACACAUGAGGAGCAAGAGUCUGAAGAACGCGUAGGCACUAAAUAUAUGCACGUUAAAAUUGAAAGUAUUGUUCCUUGUUGAGAAUUGAACGCAUGGCCUUCUGCAUGCUAGGCAGUCACUCUACCAAAAGCUACAUCUUCAGCCCUCCAAAGUUACUUAUUACUUACUUCAUUGCCCCCUUAGCCACUCCAGCAGGAAGUCGUUCUGAAACUUCCUUUCCAGUUCCUCUGUGGGGGCUGCACAAGACCACAGGAGCAGAGAAACCUGGAAGAACAUUCCUAUUUUUUUCUACACAGACAGAGCUACCAGUAAAGGACUCUUGAAGCUAGUGAAAAUUGUGUUAUGUAGAAUGAAAGGAAUCACAUUACAAAGAGAAACAGCAGUUGGCGCUGUAGGCAGGUGAGUAUUCACAGUAAGUUACUAAAAUGAAGUGAGGAGACCGGAGAGUUAUGGGGAAUUGCUUGUCCAAAGGAGACUGUUGGGAGACAGCUUGCCUCCUUGAGCUCUUCCUUAGGAGUCCAUUUGACUUUUAGAAAAAGGUGUUUUAUCAGUGUCAUCCUCUUGGAGAAAGCUUUUCAGAAAGCCCGAGUACGUUGCCUGGUGUUGGUCACUGCCAGCACGCUCCACUUGACAGCCUAGACUUAUCCUUUUCCUUGUUUUUUUUUUUUCCUCCAAAAUGGGUGAAACAGUCACUUUUGAAAAUAAAGACCGAGAAGGCUGGUGGUGGUGGGUUUGCUCUUUUGCAGGCAGCAGAGAGUGUGUCAUGUCCAGAAGAGUCGUUCAGUGCAGUCCUAUCAUUCUGCCCCAAGUGUAACAACCUGAGCCAGCUUUCUGACCUUUUUAAUUAUAAUUUUUUGAUUUUUGCGAUUAUAAUAAAAUAUCAUUCCCCCCACUUCCCUCUUCUCUCUCCAGUACUUCCCAUGUACCACCCCACCCCUUGCUGUCAAAUUCAUGGUCUUUUUCCUUUAUUACAUUUGUGUGUGUGUAUGUUUAUUUAGGAAUUUGUAUAUAUUCAUAUAUAUUAUACAUGUUCCUAAAUAAAUAAAUGCAUCCUGCUCA